GCGCCGGCGCGCGCGGGCCGCUGGGCCUGGCGCACAUGGCCCGGCCGUAGGAGCCGCCCCGCACCCCCCCCCCGACCGACCGGGCACCGGCACCGAGCACCGGGUACCGCACCGAGCACCGGGCACCGCGCCCGCCGCCGACCCCCAUGCAGGACACCGAGGAGAGCCCGGCUGCCGCCGCGCCGCCCGGCGCGCAGGGCCCCGCCGAGGACCCCGAGCACACGGACGCGCCCGCGCCGCCGGCGGAGCCGCCGCCGCAGCAGCAGCAGGAGCAGCAGGAGGAGGAGGAGGAAGAAGAGGAGGAGGAGGAUAAUGAUGAUGGAGGCGAGUCCGAGGCGCCGCCGGGGCCCCCCGAGCCGCCGCCGCCCGCCGAGGAGCCCGAGCAGGAGCAGCCGCCGGCGGAGCCGAAGCCGCCGUCGGGCCGGGAGAGCCCCGCCAAGGCCGAGCCCGAGCCCGAGGCCGAGCCCCAGGCCGGGGCCGAGCCCGCGGCGGAGCCCCAGCCCGAGCAGCCGCCGCCGGGCCAGGCCGAGCCCAGCGCGGCGCAGCAGAACGGGGAGGCCGCGCCCGCCGCGCCCGCCGAGCCCGAGGACGAGAUUUCCUUCAGCGACCCCGAGGACUUCGUGGACGACAUCAGCGACGAAGAACUGCUUGGUGAUAUACUGAAAGAUCAGCCACAGGAAGCAGAUGGGAUAGACUCGGUGAUUGUCGUGGAUAACGUUCCCCAGGUUGGGCCAGACCGACUUGAGAAACUGAAGAAUGUCAUCCACAAAAUAUUUUCCAAGUUCGGUAAAAUUAUCAAUGAAUUUUAUCCAGAAGCAGAUGGGAAAACAAAAGGGUACAUCUUUCUGGAGUACAUGUCUCCAUCUCACGCAGUGGAUGCUGUGAAGAACGCAGAUGGAUACAAACUGGAUAAGCAGCACACCUUCAGAGUCAACCUUUUCACAGACUUUGAUAAGUACAUGACAAUCAGUGAUGAAUGGGAAAUCCCUGAGAAACAACCAUUUAAGGAUUUGGGGAAUCUCCGAUACUGGUUGGAAGAUCCUGAUUGUAGGGAUCAGUACAGUGUCAUCUUUGAGUCAGGAGACCGGACCUCCAUUUUUUGGAAUGACAUCAAGGAACCUGUUCAAAUUGAGGACAGAGCAAGGUGGACAGAGACCUACGUGCGUUGGUCCCCGAAAGGUACCUACUUGGCCACGUUCCACCAGAGAGGCAUCGCACUGUGGGGUGGAGAGAAGUUCAAGCAGAUUCAGAGGUUUAGUCACCAAGGAGUGCAGCUUAUUGACUUCUCACCUUGUGAAAGGUAUUUAGUGACCUUCAGCCCUUUGAUGGACACGCAGGAUGACCCUCAGGCCAUCAUCAUCUGGGAUAUUCUGACUGGCCAAAAGAAGCGAGGAUUCCACUGUGAAAACUCAGCUCACUGGCCUAUUUUUAAAUGGAGUCAUGAUGGUAAAUUCUUUGCUCGAAUGACUUCAGAUACCCUCAGCAUCUAUGAAACACCUUCUAUGGGUUUGUUGGACAAAAAGAGCUUGAAAAUCAAUGGGAUAAGAGAUUUUUCAUGGUCUCCAGGUGGUAACAUAAUUGCUUUCUGGGUGCCUGAGGACAAAGACAUCCCAGCAAGAGUGACUUUGAUGCAGCUGCCUUCUAGACAAGAAAUUCGUGUGCGGAAUUUGUUCAACGUAGUAGAUUGUAAACUGCACUGGCAGAAGAACGGGGACUACCUGUGUGUGAAGGUAGACAGGACUCCCAAAGGCACACAGGGAGUAGUGACCAACUUUGAAAUAUUCCGCAUGAGAGAGAAACAGGUGCCAGUGGAUGUGGUAGAAAUGAAAGAAAGCAUCAUAGCCUUUGCUUGGGAACCAAAUGGAAGCAAGUUUGCUGUGUUGCAUGGAGAAACUCCACGAAUUUCAGUUUCCUUCUACCACGUUAAAAACAACGGGAAAAUAGAACUCAUAAAAACGUUUGACAAACAGCAGGCGAACACGAUAUUCUGGAGUCCCCAAGGGCAGUUUGUAGUGUUGGCUGGCCUCAGAAGCAUGAAUGGUGCCUUAGCAUUUGUUGAUACGUCCGACUGCACCAUGAUGAACAUCGCGGAACACUACACGGCCUCAGACGUGGAAUGGGAUCCUACGGGCAGAUACAUCGUGACUUCUGUGUCUUGGUGGAGCCACAAGGUGGACAAUGCAUAUUGGUUAUGGACCUUCCAAGGCCGUCUGCUUCAGAAAAACAAUAAGGACAGGUUCUGUCAGCUGCUCUGGAGACCACGACCAGCUACCCUGCUCAGUGAGGAUCAGAUAAAGCAAAUUAAGAAGGACCUGAAGAAAUACUCCAAGAUAUUUGAGCAGAAGGAUCGCCUGAGCCAGUCCAAAGCUUCAAAGGAGUUGGUGGAGAGGAGGCGGACGAUGAUGGAGGAGUUCAGGAAGUACCGCAAGAUGGCACAAGAGCUGUACAUGGAGCAGCGGAACGAGCGCCUGGAGCUCCGCGGAGGGGUAGACACAGAUGAGCUGGACAGCAAUGUUGAUGACUGGGAGGAGGAGACUGUGGAAUUUUUUAUCAAUGAAGAAAUUAUUACCCUUGCAGAACCAGAGUAAUUAAUAAAACUGUGCACCACCAGAUCUUGUGCUGAAAAGAAGUUUGUUCAUUUUCCGAAAGCCUAUAUCAACUUUGGAAUUCUUUAUCCAUAUUCUUGCACUCUGGAAGGGUGGAUGCACCAGAUUUUCUCCAUUCUGACACAUUGUAGUGCCUUUAAGUCUUGCUGCCUGCUGCAGUGAGAUACUGGAAAGGCGCUGCUUUUAAAUCUUUAUUCUUUAUUUUUAUUUUUUUUUUUUAGGGUUUGAUUAUUAUUUUUUUUUCUUUUUAAAUCCACUACUACCAGUAUUUACUUCCUGACCCCUGUGCAGUCCUUACCAGCUGGCAGUUUUUGCCUAUUGCCAGUGAGGUGGGAUUCAGCAGUGCACCUCUGUCUCACACGCACGAUGUUCCAGUUUCAGGACUCUUUCCGUGUCCCGAGGGCACGGACAGGUGUUCAUUUUGUUUGGGGAAAAGUCAGCAGAACCAUUUCUCGUAUGAUGUGUCUUAGUGUGCUGAAGCAGCACUACAGUGGGCUAUAUCCUCCUCCUUUCAGAUUGUGAAAGGAUGCCUCUCCCUCAAAGAGCUGAAUAUGGAAAUAAAAGCAGACCUAUACUAAAA
Molecule: messenger RNA, 3186 nt
Organism: Pseudopipra pipra
Lineage: Eukaryota; Metazoa; Chordata; Aves; Passeriformes; Pipridae
Gene: EIF3B
Product: eukaryotic translation initiation factor 3 subunit B
Exons: 19
Coding region: 147-2588 (813 amino acids)
Biological process (GO): translational initiation
Cellular component (GO): eukaryotic translation initiation factor 3 complex
Molecular function (GO): RNA binding; translation initiation factor activity; translation initiation factor binding
Source: RefSeq, a predicted model, not a curated record